CACCCCCAGCUCCUCUCCCCCACCUCCCUCUCCUCUCCUCUCCUCUCCUCCUCUGUCUGUAUAUAACCAGCUGUGAGGACACAGUAGGACUCUGUGCCAGACAGCCGUGUGUUGUGAUAGCGUGGUUUGGUUGUCAGCCAGGUGAACCCCGGCACUGAGCUCAUUCACCUUCCCCAGCAGCCUCACCUCACCUUCACUCCUCCUCCUCCUCCUCGUCCGAUAUGGCCACCCGGUGGGGCGUCUGUGGCGCGGGCAAGAUCAGCCAUGACUGGAACGUGGCGAUGAAGACUCUUCCUGCUGAGCACCACCAGGUUGUGGCAGUAGCAGCAAGAAGCCUGGAGCGAGCAGAGGACUUUGCCAAAAAGCACAGCAUCCCCAAGGCUUAUGGGAGCUAUGAAGAGCUGGCCAAAGACCCUAACAUCGACGUGGUGUACCUGGGGGUUCUGCACACACAGCACCUGCGCGUUGGGCUGCUGUUCCUGAACGCGGGGAAGAACGUCCUGUGCGAGAAGCCCUUCGCCAUGAACUCCGGAGAGGUCAAGCAGCUGAUAGACGCCGCUGGGAGGAACAACGUCUUUCUCAUGGAGGGCAUCUGGUCGCGCUGCUUCCCCGUGCAGAGGGAGGUGAGCCGGCUGCUGAGCGAGGAGGAGGCGCUGGGGGAGGUGAAGGUGGUCAAGGCCUACUUCGGCUCGCCGCAGCUGCACAUCCCGCGCUCCGUGGAGAAGGAGCUGGGGGGAGGCGCCCUGCUGGACAUCGGCGUGUACUGCCUGCAGUUCGUGCUCAUGGUCUUCCAGGGGGAGAGGCCGGAGUCCAUCCACGCCACGGGGCACCGCCUGGAGUCAGGGGUGGAUGAGGUCAUGAUUGUUGUGCUGAAGUUCUCACGGAACCGCAUUGGCCUGUGCAUGUUCUCCAUCGGUGUGCCCCUGCCCAACGAUGCCACCAUCAGUGGCACGAAGGGCACCAUCAGGAUCCCCUCUCCCAUGUGGUGCCCUUCAUCUCUGGUGGUGAACGGGAAGGAGACGGAGUACCCGCUGCCUGAGCCGUGCAUGGCCAUGAACUUCACCAACAGCACCGGCCUGCGCUACGAGGCCGAGGAGGUGCGCCAGUGUCUGCUCAAGGGGUUGAAAGAGAGCUCCAGGAUGCCUCUGGCUGAUUCCGCCCUGCUCACAGAGAUCAUGGAUGAGGCCAGAAGACAAGUGGGAGUGGUCUUCAACCAGGACAGCCAAUGA
Molecule: messenger RNA, 1229 nt
Organism: Clupea harengus (Atlantic herring)
Lineage: Eukaryota; Metazoa; Chordata; Actinopteri; Clupeiformes; Clupeidae
Product: trans-1,2-dihydrobenzene-1,2-diol dehydrogenase-like
Exons: 7
Coding region: 222-1229 (335 amino acids)
Molecular function (GO): nucleotide binding
Source: RefSeq, a predicted model, not a curated record